GAGAGUCCAGUAGGAGGAACAGCUGUGUUGGGUUCUCAGCCUGACACAAACCCUGGAUUUGCGAGAAAAAAAAUCGAAGCCGUCAAGAGCACCAAUGUUGCACUUCGAUCUUUGGAUAUUUAAAUUAUUUUUCCAACUUUAAAAAAAGAAGUAAAUUCCACAAACUUCAUCUAAUAGGAUUGACGCCCGGACUAAUAAUAAGACAACACGAAAAUGAAGACCCUGGAUGAGCCCCCGUACCUGACCGUGGGCACGGACGUCAGCGCCAAGUACCGCGGGGCUUUCUGCGAGGCCAAGAUCAAAACCGCCAAGAGACUGGUCAAAGCCAAGGUCACCUUUAAGCCGGACUGCUCCACUGGGGAGGUGCAUGACGAGCACAUCCGCGGCCCCUUAAAGGUGGGUGCAGCGGUGGAGGUGAGGAACCCUGGCGGGGUGUACCAGGACGCCGUCAUCAACAAGCUGACGGACGCCAGCCUGUACACUGUGGUGUUUGAUGAUGGAGAUGAGAAGACUCUGAGACGGUCGUCUCUGUGCCUGAAAGGAGCGCGCCAUUUUGCGGAGAGUGAGACCCUGGACCGGCUCCCCCUCACCAACCCUGAACACUUUGGCACGCCAGUCAUCGGGAAGAAGACCAACCGCGGUCGACGGUCCAAUCCCGUCAAAGAGGAAGAAUCGUCCUCGUCCUCCAGUGAGGAAGAAGAGGGUGACCAGCAGGAGAAUGACGAGCUGGUGGGGAAGGUUGUGUGCGUGGAGGUGGUUGCCCCCGGCGACAAAAAGAAGAGCACGUGGUAUCCGGCGCUGGUGCUCUCUCCUGACUGCAGUGAAGACCGGGCCAGCAGGAAGGACACUGUCCUCGUCCGUUCCUUCAGAGAUGGGAAGUUCUGUGCGGUUCUGCGAAAGGACGUGCGCGAGAUCAACAGACAGACGGCGCCCAAAGCUGACGCGGCUCUCAAGCCAGCUCUGGACGACGCGCUGGAGUUCCUGCGCUGCGGCAGCGUGCCGGGCUCCUGGAGGACCGAGGUGAAGGACGAGUCCUCCAGCAGCGAGGAAGAGGAGGACGAGGAGGAAGAGGAGGCGGAGGAGGAGGGCAGUAGCGGGGAGGAGGAGGAGGAAGUGGAACCCUUUCCAGAGGAGAGAGACAACUUCCUGCAGCAGCUCUACAAGUUCAUGGAGGACCGAGGCACUUCCAUUAACAAGAGGCCGGUGCUGGGCUACAGAAACCUCAACCUCUUCAAGCUCUACAGACUGGUGCACAAACUGGGCGGCUUCGACAGCAUUGACAGCGGUGCUGUCUGGAAGCAGGUGUACCAGGACCUGGGGAUCCGUGCUGCCGGCUACAAUGUUAAAUGUGCCUAUAGAAAAUACCUGUACGGGUUCGAGGAGUACUGCACCUCCACUGGAAUCAGGUUCCAGAUGGCCCUCCCCCACCGGCCGGAGCGGAAGCCCGAGGAGGCGUCGUCGGGGGCCGUCGCCGGGCAGCCCGUUACCCCCGGCAACACGGCCGCGUCCGAACAGAGGGGCGUUCGCGAGGAGCAGCGGCCUCGCACGGAGGGCGAACCCAGCGACCUCCCGCCCGCCGUGUGCACGGAUGAGCGAGCAGACCCAGGCAGCGAUAAGCUGGAGACCGUUCGUCCAAAGGACGAAGAUGAUGAGGAGGAGACCGUCAGCAGACUGGGACACCAGGAUGAAGACGAUGAUGGGGACGGAGGUCCCGGGGAGGACCCCCCCGGCCCCCGGGCGGAAAACGUCAAGCUGGAGCGCUACGGGGAUCUGCACGGCGGGGAGCAGUCAGGGGAUGACAGCAGUCAGGAGGGGGAAGGGGAGGAGUUUGAGAGUUUCCCCGCGGGGAUGAAGGUGCAGGUGAGGUAUGGGCGAGGCCGCACUCAGAAGACGUACGAGGCCACAGUGAAAGAGUCUGACCUGGAGGGGGGCCAGGUGCUGUACCUGGUGCACUACUGUGGCUGGAACAUCAGGUAUGACGAGUGGAUUAAAGCCGAUAAGAUUGUGCGGCCGGCCAAUAAGAACGUGCCCAAAGUCAAGCAUCGUAAGAAAAUAAAGAAUAAAACGGAAAGGGAGAAGGACAGGAUCGAGAGGCUGAAGUACGGGGAGGGCCUUCCUCCCAAAAACAACCGGAUCCACCGCUCCUCCAAGCCCGGCGCCCCCCAUGACGGCUUCUCCCCGCUGGAUGACCUCGGUGACAAAGGGGCCAAACACCCGGCCUCUAAGUCCAUCGAGAUCACGUCCAUCCUCAACGGCCUGCAAGCCUCAGAGAGCUCGACCGAGGAGAGCGAGCGUGAGGAAGAGGAGGAUGAUGACGGCGAGGGUGACCAUGAGGAAGACGAACAGCCAGGUCUCCGUGGCGACCGCAGGAAGCCGGGGCCACCGGAGGGGCCCCGUGGGGCAGAGCUCUGGGAGGGCAGCCGGGGCAUGGCAGGGGGGUGCAGGGCGGGGCCGGGGGGUGAGGGGGCUCUGGAGCCCGACAGCCAGGGCUGCACAGAGCAGCGGGGCCCCUCGGAGCCCCCACAGGGGGAGGGGGCCAGCCGAAAGCGCAAAGCAGACGCCCCGGGGCAGCGGGGCCCGAGAGCAGCCUCCCGGACCAGGCCUCGGAGCAGGACUGCAGACUGGCUGCCCCACGGCUCCCCCCACAGGCCGGAGGACAGAAGCGCAGGCCCCCGGGCGGGGGAGGGGAGCAGCAGCACCUCUGAGGAUGAGGGGGAGGGCCCGGCGGGGCCCGGCUCAGAGGCCGGGGGUCGGGGUCGCAGCAGAGCCAAACCGUCCCCCUCCAAAAAGUACAACGGGCUGAAGGAGAAGACCAAGGCCGGGCGGGCGUCGGCGUUCUGGGAGGUCCCGGAGAAGCGGCCCAAGCUGGCGUGUGUGGACGAGCGGCCGGCUGGCGGGCGGGGGAAGGGCCAGAAGGACGUGUGGUCCAGCAUCCAGGCACAGUGGCCCAAGAAGACGCUGAAGGAGCUGUUCUCCGAUUCGGACACUGAGGCGGCCAACUCUCCCCCGCCCGGGCUGGCUCAGGCCGAGGACCCCCGGGGGGGCAGCCCGGAGAGGGGCGGCGAGGCGGGUCCAGGGUCCCCCGAGCCCGAAAACACACACCGGCCGCCCAGCAGCGGGAGCAACUCUGUCCUCAACACGCCCCCCACCACCCCCGAGUCCCCCCCCAGCAGCCCCGCCCCUGCCCCGGCUCCGGCCCCUGCCCCGCCCUCGCUGCCCGGGCCCCAGCCCGCGGGCCCCCCGCCGGAGGAGAGUUUGGGGGGGCGCAGCGAGUCGGACAGCAGCACGGUGGAGGUGGAGAGCCUGGGGGGCGAGCUGCACCAGGAGGACCGGGCGGGGCCCCUCUCCAUGGCCUUCGACGGGAGCCUGUCCUGCAACAGCAGCUGCAGCAGCCCGCACGCCGGGGACCCCAGGGCCCGGGGGCCCAGGGCCGGGGGGCCAGCACUGGCCAAUCAGAAGCAGCAGAAGGAGUCCCCGGGCGACGGAGCUUCAAAGAAACACAAACGGAGCCACAAGAACUCAGGCACUCCCCCGAAAAAGAGCCGGAAGAUGGCUCACAGCAGUGACAGUGAGGACCACUCCACCAGUGAGAACACUGCCAAAUCCCCCGCCUCCAAGACCACCCCCGCCGCCAUGCCCAAGUGCCCCAGCAGGGCGCCCCCUGCAGGCCACAAGUACCACAAGCAGGGCGACUCGGAGCCCCAGGGCCGCACGCCACGCAGCUACAAGUGGAGCUUUCAGAUGUCCGAUCUGGAGAAGAUGACCAGCUUGGAGCGGAUCUCCUUCCUGCAGGAGAAGCUCCAGGACAUUCGCAACCACUACCUCUCCCUCAAGUCCGAGGUGGCCUCCAUCGACCGCCGGCGGAAGCGUAUGAAGAAGAAGGAGCGAGAAAGUACAGUGCCAGCCUCCUCUUCAUCCUCCUCCUCCUCAUCCUCCUCCUCCUCCUCCUCUCCAUCCUCCAGCUCCCUGACGGCGGCGGUCAUGUUGACCCUGGCCGAGCCCACCGUUUCAGGGUCCUCUCAGAACUCUGGGGUUUCGGUCGAGUGCAGGUGACAGGAAGUCCAACAGCCCACAGCACUCUGCACUUAGACCUCAAACCUCCAAACCCCCCAGCCCCACCCCUGCUCCUUUUAAAGUCCAAGUCUCCCCAAAUAUACCUGCCUUUGAGCUGAAAGCUCGGUUGACAUGGCAACGUCACUGAGAAGGGUGGAGGGCUAACUGAAGUGUAGCCUGUAAACCGUUUUAAAAACAGGUGAUAUCCACCCAUCGUACCAGAAUUCCCCAUUCGGUAAGAUAUCCAGUUGAAAAGACGGUUUCAUGCACCUCAUAUUUAUACAAAUUCAGGAAACAUUACACAUAUUGCUUAUAUUUUUAGCUAGCAUUGUGACUCAAUACAGUACUUAAAGCCAGGCACAUUGCUAGCUAUCUCAUCUCUAUAUUUACCAAGAGGUUCCCUUACCCCUACGCAUCCCACCUGUUUUUACUUGUUAGCUGAACCAGCUAGCUCUUUAGCUGUUUUACAGUAGGCUAGCCAUGUCUGCUCCAGAGCACAGUUUGUUCACUGUGUGUGGCAUAACAUUAUUAAAUAAGGCUGCCUUUAUUCAUUCAUUUUUAUGGAAAAAAAGAGUUAUGAAAUAUUACCACCUGUUUAUGUUUCAAUUGAAGUAACAUCACAAUUAAGAUAAUUAAUUCUUGUUCACUUAAAAAUCCUGUUUCAAGGUAAUAUUUGGGCAGAGUUUACUUUUGAGACUUGGACUUUAAAACACAAAAUGUCUACUCAACAAACUAGAGGCACAAACAAUCCUGAAAGAAAAACAGAAUUAAGCACUAUUUUCUAAUGACAACUGUUUUCUCGGCAAGCUAACUGCACUUAAGUGCACUUUUAUAAAUGGGGGUUAUAUAAAAAAAAAAUUAAAAAAAAGUACAAUGAACUUGUUUUGUCGGUGUUAAACAGAUUAUUGAAGUUGUUUUCUUCAAGCAAUAAUUAUUUCCAAUUUGAUUGUGUUAGUUUGAGAGUCAGAUGCGAUUGAACUCAAGUUGCCUUCAGCUCUAGGAUGGGCACUUUCCUACUCACCGAAAGUGCGGCCCAAACGUGUUUCAAGAGGGAUUACACGCGACUGACGACUCUGCCCCAAGUCUCUCCGGUUUCUCAGAGCCCCUGUCCUGUGGACAGGGCUGUAACCAUGACCACAGGAGCCACAGGCUGUAACCAUGACCACAGGAGCACUGUGGCAACAGCAUUAGCAUUAGCAUUAGCACCAUUCUCUUCAUGUUAGAAGAGCCGGUGUAGCAACAAAGCCCGUUGCUGAGAAAGGUUCACUGACGGCGAGUAUCGAAUUGAACGUGAUACUGCCGUGCCUUGUAGUUUCUCUUCAGGAACUCAAAUACCCACAAUGCAGUGGAGGCAUUCGGCCAUAUUCGAGCACGCGUGGUCUCGCCCUGCCAGUCCAGCAGUAACAAAGGUUCAGUCCCCUUCCUGUUUACAAAAACACUCAACACUCAAGUGUGUGAAUACUGCAGAAUGCAAAGGGCUGUUUAAAAUGUAUUACAGAAACGCUGAUUUGUAUUUAAACGAGUUUUAAAUAUUCUUACGUUUGUGUUGAUAUCGACCCUUAAAAAUGGGGAUUGGAGAAAAAUGUGGAGAGACAUGCACUUGACAAUAUACUUUCUUUUUUUUUGGUGGCCAUUAUCAAAAAUGUAUUUUAUGAAUAUACCUAGAGAUCAUUUUUAAACAAUGAGGCAGUAAAUGCAAGUGCAAUGUUAAAAGUAUUGAUUUAAUGUUCUUUUAAAUUGCCAGUUGAUUCCUCACAGCCUCUCGAGAUGUUACAGGGUUUUUUACGUGACAGUUCAUGAAUUCCCUUGUUCAAGGUUACAACCGACAACUCUGGACCUGCUGUUUUAUCUGUUUUUUACAGACAUAACUGUCCUUCUAAAAAUUACUGAGGGUUGUUUUUAACAUCAUGAAAAAGCCUGUAGCCUAGCAGCUAAGCUACAUGACUGGGACCCAGAAAGUUGUUGGUUCAAGCUCUGGUGUAGCAAGGCCCAUAACCCCACAUUGCUCCAGGGUGGGAUUUUCCCCUGCUUAGUCUAAUUAACUGCAAGUCGCUUUGGAUAAAAGUGUCAGCUAAGUAACUGUAAUGUAACCUUUAUCUCCUCCAUAAUUUUACCGUCCUGGACUGUGGCUGUGUCUGUCUCCCAUCAGGGCAGCCCCAACCAGCACUUCCAACAAGUCCUACUGCAGAGAAACCACAUGGUUUAGAAGUGUAAAUCGCUUGUGUGUGUGUGUGUGUGUGUCUGUCUGUGUCUGUGUCUGUGUCUGUGUGUGUGUGUGUGUGUGUGUGUGUGUGUGUUUGUGUGUCUGUCUGUCUGUCUGUCUGUCUGUCUGUGUGUGUGUGUGUGUGUGUGUGUGUGUGUGUGUGUGUGUGUCUUGAGCCCUAGUCCAAUAAACAACAGUGUUCAUUUAAAGAUGACCCACAGUUCUCACAAAACUCCAUCUGACCUCCCAAGCACCUCCCUCCUAAAUCUUUUGUUUCUGUACAAGAUAAAGGGUUAUAAUGUUGCAAAUCUGCAUUUGCAGUACAAUAAAGGAGAAAUCUAUUCUGAAUGGAGCUACAGGCUCUUUCUGACUUUGUAUAGACGCCCAGCUGUAGAUAAGAUGAACCUUGUUCUGAUGGCCUGUUCUAUUUGACACUUGUAUGUAAUUGUAUGCCUUUGUAAUACAUUUGUAUAUUGAGAAGCGUGUUUGGGGGUAAGCUAUUUAAUAUCUUGCACUGUUAAUUCUGUACAUACUGUUUUCUGUGUAGCUUCUGUGCACAUCCUCAGAAGAUGAGUGUGUCUCCUUUGUUAGUUUUUUUCCCCCGUUUUGCUGUUCUUAUGUGAGACCGUUUUAUUAUGUUUUCCCCUUUUUUGUAUUUUUCUAGCAAAGUCAGCUUCGAUUUUUGUUAGUUUGUGCUGCUCGUAUGAGCAGAUUUCUUUUUGUGUUAAACCAUUGGGUUAAAAAGUAUUUACACACUUGUACAUGGGAUGUAAAGUUUUAUGACUCUUUACAAAACUGCUCAGAAAGGGGAUGGGAGGGGCACAAAGCUUAUUGAGAAAGCUCUAAAGUAUUUAUUAGGUUCUUCAGAGGAUGGACAUUGUGUAAUUUAUUGUACAAAUGUAAGCAAAAAGAAGCCUGUUUGAAAUAAAUACCAUAGUUUGUGAA
This is a messenger RNA of Conger conger (European conger), 7201 nucleotides long. It is a transcript of the gene arid4b, whose product is annotated as AT-rich interaction domain 4B. The record is from RefSeq and is a predicted model, not a curated record. Lineage: Eukaryota; Metazoa; Chordata; Actinopteri; Anguilliformes; Congridae. Gene Ontology annotation, molecular function: transcription cis-regulatory region binding. Gene Ontology annotation, biological process: regulation of transcription by RNA polymerase II. Gene Ontology annotation, cellular component: nucleus.